AUGGAAACUUCAAAUUUAUAAUACAAUCUUGCCACUCUAGUGGGUUAAAUACAACUUUUGAAAAAGUUGGGAGACAAAGAAAUUAUUAAAUAAUAAAUUUCAAUAAUUUUUUAUUUAUUUUUUGUGUGUGUUGAAUAAGUAUUCAUGAUUAAAGGGGGAAAAAAAACCUUAUCUCAUAUGGGAAAUGUAAUUUAAUAAAAUUUCUUAUAAAAUCCAUAACAAAGCAAAGAUCUCUUUCCCAUUAAAAAUUUGGAAAUUAAUGUGAUAUUGGGUAAGGAUAUUUCAAAGAGAGGGGGGGCCUCCCUUGUCUCCUUUGUGGGAAGUAAAUGUGACUACCAAUGCAAUCACUAACACACAUAGCUUUCCCCUCAUAAUUAUGAGCACACCCAAUAAAGUAAUUAGUCUAUAUUCUCCUCAUCAAACAAAAGCUAUAGAUUGAAAAAGAAGAAUGAAGAGGUCUUAACCAUACUAAUCUAGUAUUAAUAACCCAAGUUUGGGCAAAUGCCUGCAAUGGAAGGGCAGCGUGCUCUACGAGAAGGCAAUUUUGCUGCACAUACAUAAUGCAGCAAAGCGAGGCUCCCGCUCUUCAAAACAAUUGGGAUGGUCAUUUACCAGAAAAUGUUUCCUCAACACUUCUUUGUGGGAGGUGAUGAUCUGUAGUGUUAUCUUUCUUUGGUGUUUGUUUUGUCCUCCCCUGCUGUUGGGUUGAUGAUCCUUGGGGGAAAAAAGAGAAGAAAAGAAAGAGAUAAGAGAGGGAGAGAGUAAAAGCCAUAUAAAACUCUAAAAAAGUUCGAGGUACAAGUACUCAAGUCAAGAGACUGAAAAAGAAAACAGGAGUUGAUGUUUGUGCUUGGAUCGAUGUACAUGUGUAGACAUUGCAGCAAAUGUUGAUUGCAGCCCCCAUCCCAAAUUAUAGGUAUUCACUAUUAACUAUUUAGUAGUAACUUGAGAGAUCCAAUACAAUCAUACCAACCAGUCCACUUUUGAAUUUUCUUAAAAUAAAAAUAUGAACUUAUGAAUUAAUGAGCAAAUUUGUUUGUCCUAAAAAUAUAUAUAAUUAAUGGAAAAAAUUUAAAAGGUCCAGGAACAAGAGCUCUCCAACUGGAAACCUCUUUUUUUUAGUUAUGGAUUUGUAUUGAACACACUUACACAUGCAGCUACCUCAAGGUCCUCAACAUUAUUGUUCUCAACUUGUCAGCUUUUUGGGCUUAUAUUCAUUCAAUAGAUAUGCUUAUAUAAUAAUUGAUUAAUUGAAGAAAAAGACAUAUAUAGUAAUAAAUCACUUUCAAGGCAUAAUUGACAAAUGGGCUAAAGAAAUUGGGCAUCCCUGUCAUGGGAGAAAUUUAAGGGACUUUCUGUCAUUUUCUUGAGUCUGUUAUUUGGCAUCUACCACACAAUCUAAGGAUUCAAUUGCAUGCUUUGACAAAAGUGUGUGCAUUUGUGAUCAUUUCAUUACCUGAAAUAAAGUACAUAAGAAUUUGGUUCUCUCUCUCUCCUUCACACAUAAAUUCAAUAUAAGAAUUUAUGGUGAAAAUUGAUGAAGAUAUUUUGAUCAAACCAGGUAGCUUUUAUUAGACAAAUUAAUUUCUUGAAAAUAAUCAAAGCUUUAUACAGCAAUGUGUAUGCAAUGAAAAAAUGGACAAAUAAAAUUAUAUAUUUUUUUGUUUUAUUUUUUUCUAAUGGAAACAAAUCAAAUUGAGGAACCUUGUGCAGUUCUUUUAUGUCUUCAAUGCACCGUGCGGCAAUCUUCCUCUCUUGGCCACUCUUUUUGCGUUUAUAAAAGCUUUUCCUUAAUUUUUAUUUAUUUUUUAAUUUAUCCAAAACAUUGCUUACCAAGUGUGAACUAGAAGAAAAACCCAUAAAUUCUCUCAUGACUACCAGGCGUCAUUGCCUGAAGCCUCCACAUGGGAAUCCUCCCUUUGAGUUCCUUCGAAGAUAUGGCAAUGGCAUGUCAUAUUUACGGUAAUAGCAUACAAGAAAUGAGUGCGAGAGAAAUAAUAAAGGAGGGGAGAGAGGAAACCCAUCUCUUUCAUGGAAUUUGGGAAAUAGGUUUUUCCCAGAAAAACCUGUUGUCUGAAAAGACUGAAAUGGUGAAGUUUGGCAGUUAAAAGUUGGCAUUUUUAUCAGAAAAUGUAAUCAAAACAACUGCUACAGUGGAGUAAAAGAGGUAAAAAAAAGGGAGACAUGUAAGAGAGAGAAAAGACAAGACAUCCUGAGUUGAUGGGUUUUGACAAUUGGGUGUGUCCCAAUAUUUUAUUGUUAGUUGUCGUCUCGCAUUUCUUGCCCAAAACAGUGAAGACUUAUGAAAGACUAGGACUUUUCAGGGUCACCUUCUUCAAUCAAAGAGAGGACCCCCUUCCCUUCCUAACCCCCUUUUUUUUGUCUUCCCCGUUCAUGGAUCCCAAGAACCCCAAAAACCCACAUGAAAUCCCGGGUUUCUUGACCCAACAACCGAAGCAGCAUGAACAGAACAACAUGGGAGAGAACAAACCAGCAGAAGUCAAGGAUUUCCAGAUUGUGAUUGCAGACAAAGAAGAGAGCAAGAAGCAGCUGGCACCAAAGAGGACCUCAAACAAAGACAGACACACAAAAGUUGAAGGUAGAGGAAGGAGGAUAAGGAUGCCUGCGCUUUGUGCUGCUAGGAUUUUUCAAUUGACGAGGGAAUUGGGUCAUAAAUCUGACGGGGAAACCAUACAGUGGCUGCUACAGCAAGCUGAACCAUCGAUCAUUGCAGCAACAGGUACUGGGACAAUUCCAGCCUCUGCUUUGGCGGCUGCUGGUGGUGCUGUUUCCCAGCAAGGGGCCUCUCUUUCAGCAGGACUUCACCAUCAAAAGCUCGAUGAAUUGGGUGGGUCCAGCAGUGGUAGGACAAGUUGGGGAUUGGUAGGAGCCAAUUUGGGGAGGCCCCAUCAUAUGGGAACUCCUCCAGGGUUAUGGCCCCAAGUGGGUGCUGGUGGUGCCUUUGGAUUUGGGUCGCCACCUACGACAACAUCUUCUUCUGGUCCAUCAACAACAAAUUUAGGGAGUGAAAGCACAAAUUAUAUGCAAAAAAUUGGGUUUACUGGCUUUGAAUUGCCAGGUGCUAAUAUGGGUCCUAUGAGUUUUAGCUCAAUUUUGGGUAGUAAUCAGCAGUUGCCUGGACUGGAGCUUGGGUUGUCACAUGAUGGGCAUAUUGGGGUUCUGAACCCACAUGCUUUGAGCCAGAUUUAUCAGCAGAUGGGACAGGCUACAAUGCACCAGCAACAUCAGCACCAACAGCAACACCAGCACCAGCAGCAACAAGGUUCAGCUAAGGAUGAUUCUCAAGGAUCAGGACAGUAGGCUUAAAGCAGUCCUUUACACUGUUUCGAGAAAAAGGCCGAGUCUUGCUUGUAAUGGAUUUCUGUAUUGUGUAAUUGGAAGAAGAAAAGAAACAGAGAAAAAAGAGAUACAAGAGAGAUUUUUUAUAGGACUUGGAUUUGGUUUUGCCUCUUCCUUCUUCUUCACCACUUGCUGUCAUCAGCCAAACCUCCAUGUUCAGGUGGAAUUGCUGCACAGACAAAUAGCUUUGAGAUUGGACUUAACUUCUUGUUUAAUUCAGAAGUGUGUGUAUUAUAGGGUAAGGCAUCUUUUAAUUAUUUUGUUCCUUUUCUUUUGGGUCUGCUUGGGGUGAUGAUCAGUUUGUUUGUGAGAUUAAACAUAGAAAAUCCAUACUUGUUUCAAUCUCUUAGAUGUAGUGAAGAUUCUUGUUCACCAAUCUUACAUGUUUUGCUGAGGUUCUAUUCAAUUUGUCUUGUCCUUUACUUGUACAUAGUGCAUUAGUGCUUGAUGUCUCUAUAUGCAGCAUGUUCUCUAGGUCUAAUCCCAUCUUAAAGAGAAAAAAUGGCUUCUUUGUUUC
Messenger RNA from Tripterygium wilfordii, 3877 nucleotides. RefSeq names its product transcription factor TCP20-like. The transcript is spliced from 2 exons. Gene Ontology annotation, molecular function: sequence-specific DNA binding; DNA-binding transcription factor activity. Bases 2221 to 3321 code for a protein of 366 amino acids. NCBI's taxonomy places the organism in Eukaryota, Viridiplantae, Streptophyta, Magnoliopsida, Celastrales, Celastraceae. The record is from RefSeq and is a predicted model, not a curated record. Gene Ontology annotation, cellular component: nucleus.